ACAUGGUUUCCUAUCUUAGUGAAGGUAUAAAACUAAUUGGACGUGGUGCUGGAGCAUUCAGUCGGAUUUAAAACUCACAAUGAAAGGAAUAAUUGCAUUAUUGGUCAUCGUGUGCGCGGCCGUGGGGCGGGCCCAAUCACAAGAAUGCCCGAAAGAACAGGAAACUAAUUGGGAAAUUGAAUUGUUGCUGAGACACGAGGAUUGUGAUAAGUUUUAUAAAUGUACAUUUGGUAAGCCCGUUGCAAUGAGUUGCCCGCCGGACCUUUGGUUCAACCUGGAAGAAUGGCGUUGUGACUGGCCACGAAACGUAGAUUGUGAGGACCGUAAUAUUCCUGACCAGUCAACAACGACGAGCUCGACAACUACCUCAUCUACUGCUUCGACUACUACGACCACGACUCCGACUACGACUACGACUCCGCGUUUCACCAGCACCACCAGGACCACCUCCACCGUAUUAACAACUCGACCACCUAGUCUACCCAAUGGAUGCCCUAUAAACCUAAGCAUGCACUGGUUGCUGCCUCACCCAACUGAUUGUUCCGCCUUCUACCAGUGUGUCUGGGGAAGUCGAGUGUUGAGACGCUGUCCUGCCAAUUUACAUUUCAACGAAUUCAGACAGGUUUGCGACUGGCCUUCAAACGCCUCAUGUCGAGUUUGACAUCCAGACUGUUACUGAGUUAAUUUACCUGAAGACCACAUGACUACAACGAAUUCAAAUGAGACACUGUGAAAAUGUAUAUUUAAAAAAAACAUUUUGUACCUAACAAUAUUAUUAUAAAUAAAAUCUAAGCAAGC
This is a messenger RNA of Spodoptera littoralis (African cotton leafworm), 798 nucleotides long. The record is from the annotation of a GenBank genome assembly. NCBI's taxonomy places the organism in Eukaryota, Metazoa, Arthropoda, Insecta, Lepidoptera, Noctuidae.